This is a messenger RNA of Caenorhabditis auriculariae, 6596 nucleotides long. The record is from the annotation of a GenBank genome assembly. Lineage: Eukaryota; Metazoa; Nematoda; Chromadorea; Rhabditida; Rhabditidae.
AUGCCGCGUUUCCGCAGAAUCACAAGGCUUGUGAGAUCGAUUUUUUUUUUCCAGAAAAGGAGCGGGACCUCGUCGGUGCAAUUGAUGGCCUAUCAGCGGGGCCAGUAUCAACUGAAGAUGGAGAGGGCGGUGUGGACGGCGGAACUGGUUGACGUGCGCAGAGACACCGCGUCACCUGUGGAGACGCCGUCGUCAUCGUCUCUUCUCUUCUGAUUUUCGCAGAAGAGAGAUAUCUUCUUCAGUACCGCCAAAAAAGGAUGGUCAGCACGCCGCCGCCGCCUCGGAAGCUCCUCCGAGCCACGAGCCUCGAAUCUCCGCCAGAAAAGACCAUCUUCCGAAUUGGUUCGUUCUGAUUAUACCUUUGCUAUUGGACCGACUCUUCUCUCAAAUAACAAAAAAAUAAUAAUCAUAUUUCCCUUUUCAAUCGAUCUAUGAAGCCUUGAAAUUUUUUUUGACAGCGUAUAUUGAUUAAAAAACUUCCAUGUUCCUUCCAUGAUGCAUGAACUAAAAUUUCCUCAACGGCUUAAUUUGUAAAGUGCUCAUUUCAUUCAAACCUACCACCAAUCAUUUAAACUUAUCUCGGUGAUUCGUUUUUUCAAUGUUUUAUCACCGUUUCUCGCAAAUUUUUUUUAAGUAAGCUAAUUUAGAAGGAAAGCUGUGAAUGUCAAGUUUAGCUUGAGAAAAAAAAAUACAGAAUCAUGCGAGAUAGUAGCAAAUAAUGUCUGGUUUUCAAAAUGAUUUUCAAGUUUGAAUUUUUUUUUUCAAAUUGAAAAAAAUAUCCACCUAGGUUUUAUUUUUUUCAUAUUUUUGAUUUCCAAGUUUCCAACGGAAAGUCUUGAAAAAUUCUUGCACAGUUGUAAGACUCACUUUAUAUAAUUUCGAUUAACGUGGGAGUUUCAAAACUGUUCAAAUCUGUUCAAUUUUCCCUUUUCAGUGCGUUCAGUUGCACAAGAGUCUUGCACGACCUAAGUAUUAUCACUAAAAAAGCCUCUCUUUUAAAAUGUUUAUUAAAUGAGUCCAUGCUUCUCCAAAUACCCAAAAAAAAACUUUGAACAAUCAAUAAAAGAGAACUCGCAUUCACCUUGAAUGCAAUCCAUCGAUCAAAAAUGAAAAAUGACCUUUUCCUUUUCAGAAAAUCAGAACCCUUUCUCUUAUCGUGUUCGGGUGUUUCGAAACCAUAAAAGUUAUGAAGAAUCUUGAUUGGCAACACUUUCAAGAGAUCUCUUGCGAUCCUGUCAUUGUAAUCGUAAACAGCUGAAACCGCGAGUUUGUCACAAACAAAUCAGAAGAAUCCGCGUGAGAAGAUCAUAAAAUCAAUAAGAUGAAGUUGUAUAACUGUAAUAUUCGAAUGAAAUCGGAAGAUUUGGAUUGAAAUAGAAAAAUAAUAAAGUCGAGGUCAGAGCUUGAAAUUGGUUUUCAGGAUCCCUGGAUGAUCGACCUCAGCCCUCGACGGUGCCGCCGUCGUAUGCGCCCAGUGAAGCCGGUUCGUUCAAUCAUUAUUCUCCCAAAUUAUCUCAUUAUUUCCAGGCCUAUGGUUUUUGCUUAGUGUCUUCGUAUGGAAUUUCAAUACUUAUCAGAGGGCCAUUGAAUUUUUUUAAAAAAAUUAAUAAUCUCUUUAUUUUCAAUUUUUCCUCUUUAACUUUCAGCACAAGAGAUUCACUUAUGUCAUAAGUUAUGUGCUUGAAAGUCUUCGAAACUCAGAUUUAGAAAGUUUUUUGUUUUUUUUUCGACAACUUCAGAAAAAUGAGAAUCAGAAAAGUCUAAAAUUUCAUAAAAGCUUCCUGAUCUUUGGAAAUAUCCCAUCGAUUAUCGAGAAACUUUAACAGUGAAUGAGGUUUAGUCUAACGUAUAGAACCACUUUCAAAGAGAAAAAUAGAAUUAUAGCUAUAGUUCGAGCUCAAAACUUCUGUUUUUUUUUUCGAGUUUCUGAAAAUAGGAUAAAAAGAUACUAUUCGCCCAAAUUUUCCAAAUGAUACGGUUCAAAACAUUUUGAAAAAGUUCAAGCUGGGAAAAACUUCAAUAUUUGAUCUCCUCGGGACUCAUUAUUUUGUUAUUCGCUUCAAAAUUUCAAAAACGCUGAGUAUGAUUUCCUUAAAUGUUUUCUCUAAGCACAUCAGUUUGUCAAAAACUUCGUGGAUGAUUGAAUUUCUUAGGAAACGACGUUUUUGUUGGAAUUAUAUAGUCGAUCCGAAUAGCUUGAGCUUAUGUUUUGAAGGCGAAAUGAAUGAGUCUUGGAACGGUCAAAGAAAUAACGGGAGAUAGGUGGAAGCUCGGACAUUGCCGAAAUUAUGAAAAAAACCGUACUUAUCAAAUUUUUUGGAAAAUCCAGAAGAACUCAACCAGACUUCAAGAAAGACAAAUUUCAGGAGAUUUCUCUGUCCCUUCGGUUCUGUUUCCUUCGAUGAGACUUAUGUUGGCGGCGAUGCUCUGCUGCUGCUUCAUAACCCUCUCGAUUUCGUCUUCGAACCUCGCCGUCGCCCUGAUUUGCAUGACUUCCUGUCCUCUUCAUGGCUAUGGAGGCGACCUCGAAUGGGGAGCUCAGCAGGUCUGUAAGAAGAAUCGAAAACUGAAAAAAAUUAAUUUGGUAUUUUUGAGUAUAGAUGAUUAAAUUUAAGAAAAAUGCCAAAUUUGCUGACAAGGCUGUUUUUCUUCAUAUAAAUCGCUCUAAUAAGAAAAAAAAACAGGCUAUUUUCUGUGUCUUAAAAGUUAACAUUAUGCAAGUUCCGUAGGUAAAGCGCUUAAGAGAAGAAAAUUAUUAUCUCUCGUCCUUAAAUAUUGUGUUCAACUUGGAAAAAAUGUCGAAAACCUGGUUAAUUGCUUUUCAGGAAGGCUUUGUACUCGCUGCGCAAAACGCAGGAUCUCUCCUCACACUGGUAACUGGCAUGUGGGCAGAUCGGCUGAACGGUAAAUGGAUGGUAGGUGUGCCACUGGAGAAUCUCUUCUGAAACCGCAGGUUUUCGUGGCGCUGGUCCUGUGCUGCGUCGGAAAUCUGCUGCUGCCGCUCCUGGCGGCGAAGUCGUUCUGGUACGCAGUCGCCGCCAGGGUGGCCGUCGGGGCCAGCGACGCCUGUCUCAUGCCAGCUUGCAAUUCUCUGAUCACUCGGUUGGUUUUUCGAUUUGAUAGAUCUCCAGGCAUUUUUCUUUGCGGCUGGGAAUUCCAAAAACUAUAAUUUUAAUGUUCCAGAUGGUUUCCGCAAUCUGAACGCGCAGCUGCCAUCGGUCUCAUUUCUGGCGGAAGACAAAUAGGUGAAUCAAACCUCCUUUAUCGCUUAACAAGAGGAGAACCUCAUUCCCGAACUGAUUACGCGAAAAGCGCUAAUUCGAUCAUGUGAACCUUUCAAACGACUUUUGCGAUCCAGUCUCGACUUACGCAAUUCAAAUCAUCCAAGUCUUACUCAUACACUAUGGCUUGUCUGCGCUCUCUUUUCUCUCGCCUUCAUAGGAAAAAGAGCAUAGAAACUAGACCAUAGAGCGUCACAGAGACAUGAAAAGCCGCUCAAAUAAAUUUUCCAAGUCCUAUAACUGACUCUGGCUCGUCUGCGAUCUCGCUUCCCUCGUCCUAAAAAAGGGCAUAUAGAAAAUAAAUGAAACUUUGACGAAAGAGUGUCGUGAUGAGAGGAAAAUCCAUUCAAGUAUCAUACUUCUCUCUGACCUGUCUGCGCUCUCUCUUUUCCCUCGCUGUCAUAUGAAAAAAGUAUCCUAGAAAGAUAAGGAGAGCGCAAAGAGGCCAGAUUCUUUCGAGUCGUCACGAAUGGACUAUUCAGUUUUUUUCUAGGAACUCUGUUCAUUUUGCCCACCGCCGGCUACCUGUGCACGAGAAAAGACGUCCUGGACGGAUGGCCCGCGAUUUUCUACCUUUCCGCCACGAUUUCCAUCAUCGUCACCAUUUUUUGGAUCCCUUUCGGCGCCGACAAACCAUCCAAGCAAGUCUGCAUCUCCAGUCGCGAACGCGAGUUCAUCGAGACUAGGUUUCGUAACUUCUUGGGGGAAAAUAAAAGGUUUCUUUAGGAUUGCCUGCGAAUCGAUUGGCAAAAGAACCGACAGGACAAGGCGCGUUCCGUGAGUUGGAACAACUUUUUCUGGAGAGGGAGAUAAUUUGAAGAUACGGAGCAAUGCUGCGCUCGAAGCCGUUAUGGGCGUCCGUUUUCGCUCUGGUUUGCCAUGAAUAUCCUCUCGUCAUCAUGUUGCAGGUUUGAAAUCAGAAAAAUAUGAAGGGGUGUUUCAGAAAUUGCUCUGAAGAACCGACAAAAAAAAAAUGACGAAAGAAAUGAUCUGUAAUCUUCUUGUAAAAAUGAACUACGUGAAUUACAAGCUUGGAUGGUUGGCCGUUCAAAAAUUUGAAAAUUUGAACUUUAGCUGUAUUUUUCAAAAUAUUGUUAGAAUACGGUCUAGGAAAAAAACAAUUAUUCAAAAAUUAAAAAUUAUUGUGAUUUGGAAUCAUUUGAAAACAGAAUUUUUGAGAAAAUUAAAUGAAAUAUUUCUUCACUGCGAAGCCGGAGUCGUUUUUGGAAUGGCUCAAUACGACUUGAACACCAGAAGUUCACUUUGAUUAUUUUUGUAGUCUUGCGGGAAACUCGUAUCAGGUCGGUCGCAACAGCUACGUAUCUAGCCAGAUAAAUCAGUAAAUUAAUUAUUUUUUCAUUUUAAAGAACAACAGGUGUUCUGGCUUUUUCUGACUUUUCUCUUAAGUUAUCACUUAAUUCAGUUCCUUCCUAACUACAUGAGAGACGUGCUGGAGUUUGCUCCAACGAAGAACGGAUUCAUUGCGGCGGUGCCGAUUCUAUGCCUUUUCCUCUCAAAAACCUUCUCCUCCUCUUUCUCGACCUACCUAGUGACCCAGCUUCACUACGACAAGACCUUCAUUUGCAAGGUAAUUCCUCAUUUUUUUUUCCUUUUUGAGAAAGAGGUUCCAGUGCUUCAACGGUGUGGCCUCCGGGGGUCUGGCCAUCUGCGUUUUCAUGGUCCCGCUUUUCAAUAAAGACAGUGCAGUGCUGGCUGUCGUCUGUCUCUGUGGAGCUAUGAUCUUUGCAGGUUUGUAUUUUGGGCACAUUGAGGUAGGAAUCGCGGACAGACUUCUUUUUUUUCAUAGCUGAUUCUCAGGCUUGAGUCAUUAAAAAAAAGUUCUUGAAACUAUAGGAAAAGAGGCAGUGUCUGGCUGGUGGAGGGCGCAGACAGGCCACACCCUCUCAGGGUCCCAGGUUAGCCGUGAUUUGGCUAUACCUGUAUUUAUUCGCAAAAAAGACCGGUAAAUCAAAAUUAACCAAAUUUUCGCUCCGAGACCUUUUUUUACAGUUUUGCGGAACUUUUUAUCUACUUUAGCUUUUUUUGGUUCGCUUUUAAAAAGUGACCUCAUCACGCGAAUCACACUAUAACGUUAGAAGAAUGCUCCCCUCCCCUCCCCCUUACAAUGCACUUCUACAGUACUCCAGGUUACUGUUAUACUAUAGUACUGCUAUAGUGCUGCUACAGUACGACUGAAUUUAGAAUCACUGUAGUAUUACAGUAACCUGGAGUACUGUAGGAGUGGUGUGUCCCGAGGGGAGGAGGAAUUUUAUCAACGUUUUUUUUUCCCCGAGAUUUUCCCUAUUUUAGCGGCUUCUCUCUCAUUUAUCUGUUUUUCACACACUCUCAAAUAAAAAUUAUAGGAAUGCACACCCCUGGAGUGAUCACUUCGAUGGUGCAGCUGGCACCGGCCUUCUCGGGAAUCAUCACCGGCUGGUCUUUCUUUGCCGUCGCCUGGUUCAGUAUCGGCAACAAGAUUCUAACCAAACAGAUUGUGCAACACGGUUUGUGGAUUACUUUUUUAGUAGUAAUCCGAUUUCGAAACAUUGACUAUUUUACAGGCUCCGUUACCGAAUGGGGAAUGGUUUUCCGAGUUUCGGCCCUCGUUGCAGCACUUCCCGUCGUUGUAUUCACUAUCUGGGGAUCUGCUGAACGCCAGGUUUGUGGAAAACGAUAUUUUCUUUGGACCCAACAAAAAAUUUCAAAUCGUUUUUUACAGUUUUGGGCCGCACCGUCGUCAAAGUGUUCAGUCGCUUCCUUCCACAGAUCCAAUACUAGGGAACGAGAUGUGAGUUUUCAGCAUUUUUCGGAGUUCUUCACAAUUUUUAACCUAUUGUCAAUGAAAGGAAUUUUUUUGAGCUGGAGGAAAAAAAGAAAGUUUUUUGAAAGCCAAAAAACGAACUUGGACUUAUUUUCAUCUACAAAAAAAGACCAAAAAAAAUUAUUGCAGCUCCUUCUUCUUGCAAUUUUUUUGUGUUCUAUGUUCGAUUAUUUAAUUUUAGAUUCCUUCAGCCUAUUGAAAAACGCUCGAAAUAUUUUUAAGCGAAGUUGAAGCUUUUUUGCAGCUCUUACUUAGACUUAUCCUUAAAGAUCAAAGAAAAUCUUCUCCUUAAACUUCAAAAAGAAGAUUUUGACAUGAAAAUUUAGAAUUAGGCAUAUUUCCAAAUUUUUCAAAAUUUUUUUCUAUUUCUUCAGCUAACACGAGAAACGUCGGCGGCCACGUUGAAGAACAGCGUUUCGCAGCAUUCGCUCUCCCGCUCGGCCUCUUUGGCGCGAAAUUUGAACGAACGCCAUCCAACGACGUCCGCGAAUUGA